GUUACUUUUUCUCAACAAAAAUUGGCACCAGAGCAGAGACAUCGUGUUAGAAAAAUCAAAUUCUAGUAACCAAAUUUUUAGCGUAUUUCCUCCGAAAGCAAAAGAAAAACGCACUACAAGAAGAGCACAAACAUUGGUCACUCCCACUCCCACUCCCUCUUGGGCACCGUCGCUGGCCACGAUGACGUUCUCGGAGUUCCGACCACUCGACGAGAAGUCCCUCAUCGAAUACAUCAAGUCCGUCCCCUCCCUCUCCUCCAAACUCGCCGACAACUUCGACCACUUAUCCAUCAAAGAAGUCGGAGAUGGCAACCUUAACUUCGUCUUCAUUGUUUCCAACUCCGCAGGUUCUUUUGUCAUCAAACAGGCUCUGCCGUACGUUCGUUGCAUAGGGGAAUCGUGGCCUAUGACGAAGGAGAGAGCGUAUUUUGAGUCACUGGCACUGAAAGAAGAGGGUCGUUUGAGUCCCGAACAUGUUCCUGAAGUGUAUCACUUUGACCGUACCAUGUCUUUGAUCGGUAUGCGGUACUUGGAGCCCCCACACAUAAUCCUCCGAAAAGGGUUGAUUGCUGGGAUUGAGUACCCUCUUUUGGCUGAUCACAUGGCUGAUUUCAUGGCAAAGACACUCUUCUUUACGUCUCUGCUUUUCCGUUCCACUACUGACCACAAACGAGACGUUGCCGAAUAUUGUGGGAAUGUGGAGUUAUGCAGGCUCACUGAGCAGGUCGUUUUCUCUGACCCUUAUAAAGUUUCUCAAUAUAAUCGUUGGACAUCCCCCUUUCUCGACAGUGAUGCUGAGGCUGUUCGGGAAGAUAAUCUGCUGAAGCUUGAAGUUGCUGAGCUGAAAUCCAAGUUCUGCGAGAGGGCACAAGCACUAAUACAUGGAGAUUUACACACCGGUUCUGUGAUGGUUACUCGCGAAUCAACUCAAGUUAUUGAUCCAGAAUUUGCAUUUUAUGGACCAAUGGGUUUUGAUAUUGGAGCAUUCUUGGGAAACUUGAUUUUGGCUUUCUUUGCUCAAGAUGGACAUGCUGAUCAAGCAAAUGAUCGAAAAGCCUAUAAGGAGUGGAUUCUCAAGACAAUUGAAGACAGUUGGAAUCUUUUCCACCAAAAAUUCACUUCACUUUGGGAUGAGCACAGAAAUGGUGUUGGUGAAGCAUAUCUUCCAGCAAUCUAUAACAAUCCUGAGGUUCAACUGCUUGUUCAGAAGAAAUACAUGACAGAUUUGUUUCAUGAUAGUCUUGGAUUUGGCGCAGCUAAAAUGAUAAGGAGAAUUGUCGGUGUGGCACAUGUUGAGGAUUUCGAAUCCAUUACUGAUGCUGGUAAAAGGGCAACUUGUGAACGACGAGCACUUGAUUUAGCUAAGAUGCUUCUCAAAGAAAGAAGAAAAUUUGAAGGCAUUGCUGAAAUUAUUUCAGCAAUUAGGCAAUUCUAGCCAUAACUACAAGUUUUUGCUAUAUCAAUAGUUCAAUACGUCCUUAAUGUAUCGUGUGCACUACUAGAUAAUUGUUUCCUUGUCAACAUUAUGUAUGGAAAAUUAUAUACAUUUUUCUGUUUCUUCUA
Cajanus cajan (pigeon pea) is the source of this 1563-nucleotide messenger RNA. It is a transcript of the gene MTK, whose product is annotated as S-methyl-5-thioribose kinase. NCBI's taxonomy places the organism in Eukaryota, Viridiplantae, Streptophyta, Magnoliopsida, Fabales, Fabaceae. The record is from RefSeq and is a predicted model, not a curated record. Gene Ontology annotation, molecular function: S-methyl-5-thioribose kinase activity.